AUGCUACAAAACAUACCCCACCAAAUCGUCCAGUCCCCAGCUCGACUCGGCCUCCCCACCCCCAACUCUCCUUCCCUCCAAAACCCCAAACUCCCGACCCAAACUCCUCCUCAACCAUCCUCUCUCCUCUCUCUUCUCCCUCCUCUCCCACGCGCCCAAUCUCUCCUCCUCCAAAUGGCUUCCCUUGCCUCUCGACUCUUCCAAGUCUCCCCCAACCGCUCUCAUUGGCUCUCCUCUUUUCGCGGCUCUCUCCCCUCUUUCCUCUCCUCCUCCUCAUCUCUCUCCCUACCCGACUCUUCCAAAGAGAUUCUCUCCCAAUUCACCUCCCUCCAAACCCAACUCUUCGAAUCCGUAGCCGAACUCCAAGAGAUACUCGACCUCCAAGACGCCAAAAACAAACUCUCCCGAGAAAUAAACUCCCUCAACUCCUCCCUCCUUGAUUUCGCCACCAAGCUCAAAAACGUCGAGCACGCCCUCGACACUCUCGUCGACGACUACUCCUCCGAGUACCGUAAAUCGAGCUCCACCACAAUAGAAACCACGCUCAAGCUCUCCGAAAUACUCUCCUACGCGCACAAGAUAAGUUACACAACUUUCGCCCCUCCCGAAUUCGGGUCGGGCCAGGGCCCGCUCCGCGGGGCGCUGCCGCCUGCUCCGCAGGAGGAGCAGAUGCGCGCGUCACAGCUGUACAGUUUCGCGGGCCUCGACGUCGGGCUUCCGAAGGCGGCGGCAGACGAGGAGAGGAUAAUCGAGGCGCUGGUGGAGGAGUCGAAUAUCCCGAUUGCGAAUAUUGUGGUGCCGUCAGGGUGGAAGCCCGGGAUGCCGGUGGAGUUGCCGAGCGAUUUGCCGAUGGUGCCGCCGCCGCCAGGGUGGAAACUGGGCGACCCGAUUCCGCUGCCGCCGCUGGAGUUGGUACCUCCGGUGGGCCGAGGGGCAAUGGAGGAGGAGGUGGUGAGGCAGGCGAGGCCCGUUGGGCCGCCUGUUGGGCCCAUUGGGAGGGGGCCCGAGCCCAUACAAGUGCGGCACGUGCAGCUUGAUAUCGAGGAUGAUAGUAGCGAUUACAGUAGCGACGAGGGGAGUUCGGACAGUGAGGAUUGA
Molecule: messenger RNA, 1098 nt
Organism: Striga asiatica
Lineage: Eukaryota; Viridiplantae; Streptophyta; Magnoliopsida; Lamiales; Orobanchaceae
Source: the annotation of a GenBank genome assembly